AUGUGGAGCCCAGCGACCGAGCAGGUAGUGGUGAACGGCGGUACCGUGGGGACUUCCAACGGCCAAAUUCAUAGGGUGUGUCUGACUUUGCCAGACAAUUGGACGAGCGAAGACAAGCGGCGGACGCAGGCAGUGGCCAGCAAUCAACGACCAUGCUUGACCAUAGACGGAUAUUACGGCACGACGCUCGAGAAAGUCGGUCUUCAAGUAUGGAAGGGAUCGCUGCUGUUGUCCGAACUUGCUUUCGCACGUCGCCAGUGCCUGAGCUGUGAGACAGUUCUGGAAUUAGGAUGUGGCGUCGGCAUGGCUGCCAUCGCUCUCGCCAUUAAUGGCGCCAAUGUUUUUGCAACUGAUUACGACUCUGAAGUGCUGGAGUUUUGUACAAGAAACAUCGAGAAGAACGCCUCGCUGUUCGACCCCGGUAACAUCCGCGUCAGGCGGUUGAACUGGCGCACGUUCGAUCCGGCCAAGCGGCCUGAGGCCACCGACCACUUUGACUUCACCGAAGACGAAUGGACUAAGAUGAUAAACUGUAAAUUUAUUUGUGCUGCCGAUGCUCUUUACGACUUUAAAUUGAACGAAGCGUUGUUUAGUGUUAUCACCGAAUUGUGCAAAUUCGGAAAGAAGACGAUCUACUUCUCGCUUGAGAAAAGAUUGGUGUUCACUGCCCAUUCGCUUGGCGUUUCCAGUCCAUUUUAUGAGCACUUCGAAGAAUGGAUAUGGGAUAUGAAGGAGAAAGGGUGGCAUGCCGAAAAAAUGAACCUCGACCUCAUUCCCAAGAUCUGGAUGCCUAGUCGUAGUAGUCUUAUGAUUGAUUGUUUAAUUGCUAACUUUUUCGAAGUCUUUGCCAUUAACACUCGAAUGUGUUUUUGGGACUACUGCUCGUUGUGCAUCCAUUAUGGAGACGUUCAUGUCCAAUUCAGUGACGCUAGAUUCUUUUAG
This is a messenger RNA of Soboliphyme baturini, 942 nucleotides long. Lineage: Eukaryota; Metazoa; Nematoda; Enoplea; Dioctophymatida; Soboliphymatidae. The record is from the annotation of a GenBank genome assembly.